Messenger RNA from Aplosporella prunicola CBS 121167, 1326 nucleotides. RefSeq lists its product as uncharacterized. The transcript has 2 exons. Lineage: Eukaryota; Fungi; Ascomycota; Dothideomycetes; Botryosphaeriales; Aplosporellaceae. Gene Ontology annotation, molecular function: actin binding. The record is from RefSeq and is a predicted model, not a curated record. Bases 1 to 1326 code for a protein of 441 amino acids.
AUGCCCGCCCCUCCACCACCUCCGCCCCCUCCCCCGAUGCCAGGCUUUGGCGGGGGCCCGCCGCCUCCACCACCGCCGGGAGGCAUGCCCGCACGUCCGUCUGGAGGUGCUGCCAAAGGCAGAGGAGCGUUGCUCAGCGACAUCAACAAAGGCGCCAAGUUAAAAAAGGUCGCGCAGGUCAACGACCGCUCGGCACCCCAGGUCGGCAAGGUGCUCGAUGGGCCGGCCAAGCCCACAAUGGGCGCUCCGCCCGUGCCCGGCAUGGGCAAGCCCCCCGGCGCACCACCCGUGCCAGCAGCAGGCAACCGGUCACGAAGCAGCAGCGCCGUCAACGAUGCGGGCGCCGCAGGAGGUGCACCUCAGCUGGGUGGUCUCUUUGCCGGCGGCAUGCCCAAGCUGCGUAAAACGGGAGCCGGCAUAGACACGGGAGCCGGCGACUCGGACACGCCCUCACGCUCAGCACCACGCCCGCCAGGGGGCGCACCGCCUCGUCCUCCAGCAGCACCACCCGCUCCGCCCGCCGCGCCUCCUCGUCCGCCCCCCUCCGUCGCCGAGCUGAAGAACACGCUGCGCCCCAGCUCUCUCCACUCGACGGGCUCGGCGCCCGCGGUCCCAAGCUCGAAACCCAAACCGCCCCCCGUAGGAAAGAAGCCGCCCGUGCCGCCCUCGACGCGCAAACCCUCGAGCAUGGCGCCCCCGCCGCCUCCACCGCCAGGAGCCUCAGCAUCCACACCGCCCGCCCCGCCUCCACCACCGCCACCCGCGCCCCGCCCCCCCGCGCGCUCCACGCCGCCCCCGCCCCCAGGCCCACCCCCACCCCCAACAAACGGCCACGGCGGGCCAUCUCUCGCCGCGCAAGCCGCGCGCAACGCCUUCGGCCGCUCCUCGCCCGCCGCACCACCGCCACCCCCGCCCGCCUCCCCACCCGCGGCGCCCUCUUCUCCGCCCGCAGCCCCGCCACCACCACCGUCUGCUGCGCCGUCCGCGCCGCCGGCGCCCCCGCCCCCGCCCUCGCCCGCCCGCCCGCACCCCAUUUCGGCGCAGACGAUGCCGCUGCCGCCGCCGCCGCCGCCGGGCGGGGCGCCCAGCCCGGCGCGCACGAUGGACGCGAGCGCCUUCACGCUGAAUGGGAGCGGGGGGCAUGGGAGCGGGUCGGGCGGGCGCGCUACCCCUGUCAGUGCGAACAUGCUGCGGAUCCAUGACGGGCGGUGGAAGUUCCAGGACGAUGCGCAGUUGCCCAAGCCGCGCGAGUUUAGUGCUGGGGUUAAGAAGUACCGUGCUGGGAGGGGGAGUAGCGUGCCGUUGGAUUUGAGCGUGUUGGAGUAG